UGAAUUUUAGAUAAAGUUUUGUAUAAAUCUUAUCUUUUUGUAUUUACUUUACAAAAAUGUUAUAUAAUUCCAUAUUCCAUCCAUUUAAUUUAACAAAAUAUUGCGCACUGCUGACGACCACAGGAAAAUCUGGCAUCAAAAUGCGGGCGUGGUUAAAGUACCCUGUUUGAAUUUGAUUCACCGAGAAUUGCGUGUUUUGAAACUUUGUUGGAUUAAAGUGAAGCACGUUAAAAGCUAGAGUACGUAGGUAGAGCAGUGCUAUUCCCGGGCUGUAGAAAACCGUUUUAUUCAUUUAUGUGUCAAAACACACAGACGUGUCGGUUAUAACAUUGAAAGCAAGUGAUCCAUCAUGCAUCAUAUUUUCAAUGUUACCGACAAUAUUACUUUCAACGCGUUAGUUUGGACAGAGUUAAAAAAACAUGGGAUCAAGGAGACUGGAAAAUGUAGAAAACCAACAAGAAACAAUGAUCCACAGAAAAAAAGUCUAUUUUGUCAGCCCUUGGAACUACUAGAGAGUGAAGAAGCUCUUAUCAUGGUUGAAAGUGAACUAGAAAAUAUUCCAGAUGGGUCUACUACAAUAUGUGCCAAAGGAGAUAUUCUUGUACAAGUUCCCACAUUUGUUGUACAAUCUUGUCAGGCCAUCCUGAAGGGUGUCCAAACUGAAGGCUUGUUUAGGAAAGCUGGUUCUGCAUGCAGACAGAGGGAAAUAAAACGACAGUUGGAAAGAAAAGAAGGAUUCAAAUCAAGUCAUGAUGUGAUCGAUUUAGCCAACAUCUUGAAGCAGUUUCUAAGGGAGCUUCCAGAUCCUUUGAUUCCUUAUCAACUUCAUGAUAUUUUACUCAAAUGUGUUCAGAUGGAGAGCUUAGAAAAAGCUUCUCAGAUGCUUCACUUGACAUGCUUACUAAUUCCACAGCCAGCCCUGGCUACUUUGUGUUACUUGUUGCAGUUUUUCGAAGCAGUAGCUGCCAAUUCAUCGACGAAUUUGAUGGAUGCUAGCAAUAUCUCUAUAGUUAUGGCACCAACACUCAUGCCGGUUCAUAUAGCUGCUUCCUCCAGAAACGAUCGGCAAAAUUGCAGUACACUUCAAAAUUCUGCCAAAGUCAUACAGAUGCUUAUCGAAAAUAGCAGUAAACUUUGUGGGAUUCCGCAUUCUAUAGCCAGCCGCCUCGUUUCAAAUUCCUCUACUUCACUUAUAGAUCAAGAUCGUGGCCGACGAAAUAGCCGUAGCAAAAGCCGGCUGAGUCGCAGCAGUUCAUUUAUCUGGGUAUUUGAAGGUUUGCGCAAAAUUGUUGGAGCUAAAAGCAAAUUUUCUGCUUCAGUGGAACACCUCUCUGAUUGAGGUGCCACAUCCCAACAACUUGAUGUUGGGACUCAAAAUUUUACGGCAAUAACCCAAAACGAAAUUACAGUAGCUAGCAUACCUUUGGGUUCUCCAGUUUCACUGGCAGAUACUGCUGUCCUUGUUACACCCGAAGGCUGCCAGCAAUGGUCCAGCGGAGAAGUUCUUAACCGACAUUUGGACCAUUUAAAAAUUCCUCUAACUGGUCGACCUUCAGUCCAAAAGAUACGAUCUGAAAACAUUGGCAAAGUAUCGGCCCAUGUUCGGAAAUUUGAUAGGCUAGCCUCUCCCACUCUUCCUGAUGCCCGUUGCGCUGCCUUAAAUCCUGGUGUCACUGGUAGUUCAACGGAGACAACGCCACUGAUUUUACGUUCUCCUAGAAAACGCCCUAGCAUUCAACGACAACUUUCGGAUCCUCAAGUCAUUAAUGAUCGCUCGACGCCUCCUAAGACUCCACAAGUUUCUCCACUUCGUGAAAGUCAGCGAGCAAAUGCAUUGCCUCUAUCUUCCAAAGGAAACGAUCGUUACGACCUCAAGAUUAAAGCGCCGUUAUUAACGCCAAACCAUGGGACGCACGGGACAAAUACACCCUUUGGGCUGAAGUUGCGAGGCACAGAAAUGAAACAUACUCGUAUUCACAAGAAACCUUCGCCACUCAAGGCUACUGGUCCAUUAUUGCGUCGAUCUCCGCGGUUUACUCCUUCAAAUUGAUUUUUUGUUUGCAGACUCGACGUUCACAUGUCAUGGACGACGCAUCAGAUGUACUUUUAAAUAAUUAUUAAAUAAUCUAAAUAACGCGACUUCAGUGGUCAUACAGGAUCUCCAUAACAUUUCCCCCCUUCCCUCUUGACUGGUUAUCCUGGUUAAACUACCAGUAUAUUCUGUCGUGCUAAGCAAAUAAAUUUGGCUUUGUUGACUACA
Daphnia magna is the source of this 2260-nucleotide messenger RNA. RefSeq names its product inactive Rho GTPase-activating protein 11B. The record is from RefSeq and is a predicted model, not a curated record. NCBI's taxonomy places the organism in Eukaryota, Metazoa, Arthropoda, Branchiopoda, Diplostraca, Daphniidae. The coding region runs from base 350 to 1339 and encodes 329 amino acids. The transcript is spliced from 7 exons. Gene Ontology annotation, biological process: signal transduction.